AUGAAUGUCAUUCAACUUAGUGAUUUGGUUGCUUAUUUGAAAACAUUUAUUAUCGAAAUUUCACCAGAAUUUCAAUUGUUGAACAAUCUUAUUGAUACUAAAUUACCGACCAUGGUUGAUAUAUUACCAGCACAAUAUGGUGAUGAAAUGAAAGGCAGCAGUCAAGCAUUUGGAUUACCAUUGGAUGAAAUUGUUUUAUACAAUAUUUUUUAUGAAAUUUCAUCCUUAGUUCUCUUCAAAACGACGACCUUUCUCGGUUACAUUGGAUCAUUGACUGGUAUAAAACCAGGUAUAUUUAAUAUUUCAAUCAAUGAACGUAAUAGUCUUAAAUGUGGUUAUAUUGGCCUAAUUGAAUGGAUAUUUAAUAUUAAUCGUAAUCAAUCAUUUAUUACAUUUGUUAUUCGUGAUAUGCUCACAAAAUCUGAUAGUUAUGAUGAAACAGUAAAAUAUUUAGCUGACGUUUCACUAUUAGCUCCAUGCUAUUAUAUUAUUGCUGUGCCGAAAGCUGGACAAGUGAGAGCAUCUCAAACUAAUUAUGAUAAUUGGAAAAAACAACCAAUCUACGAUGAUCGUUUAACACCAUGCAUGAAAUGUAUGGAAGCAAAAGGCAAAAAUCAAGUUACAUUUCAGUCUUUAUUUAAUGUACUUUCUUCCCGACCUAUGCCAAAUAAAGAAACAGUAUAUAUAUCUUUGAUGGAGCCAGCAACAGGUCGACCUUGGUGA
Rotaria sp. Silwood1 is the source of this 723-nucleotide messenger RNA. The record is from the annotation of a GenBank genome assembly. NCBI's taxonomy places the organism in Eukaryota, Metazoa, Rotifera, Eurotatoria, Philodinida, Philodinidae.